AUGGACAACCUACCGCGAUCUACAGGGAUCUGUGCCCACUGUCAGACCCCAGCAACCAAAAGAUGCAGCGGAUGCCGUGGAGCUGCAGAGUACGACAAGGUGACCCCAGAGCCCACAUUCUACUGCAGCUCAGCCUGUCAGACACAGCACUGGGGCGAACACAAGGUCAAAUGCAAGCAGCUGCAGGCCCGCAAAUCUCUUUCAAGGGCUGCCACACUCCUUCAAGCAAUACUAUAUCGAAUCCGUCUACACGCUCAUAUAUUCCAAUUCGCAACUGCCCAUAUUGACGGAUCUAAAGUGACUUUGGACGACAUUCAAAACGACAAAUCAAAGGCAUAUCAGCCUCUGAAGGCCGUAUGGAUGAACAUAAAGAGUGGCGACUACCAACGCGUGUUCGAUGCAAUUAUCAUGAUGAACGCUUGUGCAGAAGCUGUAAUGUUUCUUUAUGGAUUCAUUAGACCCAUCCUAUCGGGUAGAGGAGUCACCAAGGCCCUACCUUUGCUCUAG
Messenger RNA from Aspergillus oryzae RIB40, 507 nucleotides. RefSeq names its product zinc finger MYND domain-containing protein. The transcript is spliced from 2 exons. Lineage: Eukaryota; Fungi; Ascomycota; Eurotiomycetes; Eurotiales; Aspergillaceae. The coding region runs from base 1 to 507 and encodes 168 amino acids. The record is from RefSeq and is a predicted model, not a curated record.